AUGGACAAGCCCCUGCCAUCAUGCAUCUUCAGCUUGGAAGAACUAAAAUCAAAAGGAAGCGCCGCCAGAAAUGGUUGGCAAAACCGCACAGCUCUCGCUCCCGAAGAACGAAAUGAGUACAUGGAUAUGAUGCGAAAAGGACGUCCAUACUCUCAAAUCCGGGAGCUUUACGAAAGCAGACACAAUAAGAAACUCGCGCCGUCAACGAUUCACAACUGGCGAGUCAAGAUAAGAAACGAGGAGAUUAGAGAGCGCACUGGACGAAGAAGAGAACUUGAAUCAGGAAAUAUAACAGGCAGUCCCGUUCGAAAACGAAUGACAGCGGAAGAAUAUGAGCCAGAAUAUAUUGUGCCGAUCGAAUUUCCACCUGAAGAACCAGAAGACUCCCCUGGUAUCUUAACUCAACAAGAACGUCAAAAAGUGUCCGUCAACCGGCGAAACUCUAUUGCUGAAGACUACAGAUACUCGUCAUUACAGCCGUCUGAAGAUUUGAUACGAAAAAGGUCAGCUUCAACUGUCACUAGGAAGGAUCACUUCCAGCGACUGGGAGAUAUGAAAACAUCUUCUCAUCGCACCAGCGGUUUAUAUUCUGUCGGAAACAAGAAAAAUGGACUAGACUCGGGACAAUCAGGAGGCCUUCUUUUCACUCCUUCUCGAAAACCAGCCGCUCCAGUAAUCAAAAUCGACUUGACUGGAAUCCAAAUUCAACAAGAACGCCCAAAAGUCGCGGCCAAUCGCCGAAACUCAAUCGCCGAGGACUACCGAUACUUGUCAUUACAGCCGCCUGAAGAUCUCAUACGAAGAAGAUCAGCGUCCACUUCGACGAGGAAGGAUCACUUCCCGCGACUGGAAACUAUCAACGAAUCUUUCCAUCGGCCUAAUAGCUUGAAUUCGAAGGAAAAUGAGCUCAAAUUUGGACAAUCAGGAGGCCUCUUAUUAGCUCCACCUCGAAGACAAUCUGCCCCAGAGAACAAAUCUCAUGAGAUCGAAAAUGUGGGUUACCAAGCAGAAGGGCCAUCAUCAGAAUCAACAAGAGAGGACAUUCAGCAAUUCAGUAACAAUCAACAAGCGAACGAAGUUCAAUACAUCCAAGAUGAUACGAACCAAGAAGCAGAUCAGGAUAACUACAGUGAAGAAGCUGGGCCUUCACGACUCCCCGAAGAAGCACCAGAAGAAGUUCAAGAAUCAGGCGAUGAUCAAGAAGCCGACUCUAGCUGUCGACUUGACAAUACUCUAAUGAUAAAAGCUGCUGUAAUUGGUGACAAUGAUAAGGACAAGAAAAAGCGAAGAAGAGAGCUGAUGGACUACGAUGAUAGGCAGAGGACUAUCAAACUGAUAAACAACUUUUCUGAGGAGCAGAUCAAUAGAUACGAGAUGUACCGAAGAAGUUGCUUCCAGAAAAACCAGAUCAAGCGACUCAUGACCAUGACAACUCCAUGUACGGUGCAUCAGCAUGUGAGCAUAGCUGUCGCAGGAAUCGCCAAAGUUUUUGUUGGUGAACUCGUCGAAGAAGCACUCAAAGUCGCGGAUAACCAAAAUCACAAAGGACCGCUUUUGCCAAGCCACAUCAGAGAAUCUGUUCGCAGAUUAGGUCACGUCCCUGGGAGCCAUCUGCACGAUAAGAAACGCAAAAAAGCCAGGCUUUUUUGA
Oikopleura dioica is the source of this 1650-nucleotide messenger RNA. The record is from the annotation of a GenBank genome assembly. NCBI's taxonomy places the organism in Eukaryota, Metazoa, Chordata, Appendicularia, Copelata, Oikopleuridae.